Nomia melanderi (Alkali bee) is the source of this 802-nucleotide messenger RNA. Its product is annotated as microsomal glutathione S-transferase 1. Gene Ontology annotation, cellular component: membrane. The record is from RefSeq and is a predicted model, not a curated record. NCBI's taxonomy places the organism in Eukaryota, Metazoa, Arthropoda, Insecta, Hymenoptera, Halictidae.
AUCUCUUUUUAUCUCCUGCAUCUACUCCAUUCCAUGUACAUAUAUAAAGAGCCUUUGCAGUAACAUUACAUAGUUCCCGCAACUUUCAUAUCUUGCACAUCGUUCUGUUCGUAUCAACCUAACAAGUAUUUUAUUAAAGUCUUCAUUUAUUUAGUUGAAAUAUGCCGACUACAAACAUGCUUGCACUUGACUUAGAACUUUUCAAACUUUUUGGUUUUUGGGGUGGUAUACUGGUUUUAAAAACUAUAGGAGUAACACUUUUAACUGUGAAUCAGAGAUUUAAAAAGAGGAUAUUUCUAAAUCAAGAUGACUGUAACCUAGCAGGAGGUGGAAAAGUUACGAAUGAUCCUGAUAUUGAACGUGUACGCAGAGCGCAUUUAAAUGACUUGGAAAAUAUUCCUCUUUGGUUCAUAUGUACAUGUCUAUGGUUAACUACAGGACCUAGUACAUGGUUGGCUGGGAAUUUAAUCAAAGCUUUUGUACUUGUCAGAAUUGGUCAUACAUUUGUAUAUGCUAUUUAUCCAAAGCAACCAUUCAGAGCAAUCUUCUUCGGAGUUGGUCUUUCCAUUACUAUAUACCAAGCUGUUAGUACAAUAUUGUAUUAUUCAUAGUUUAGAGUAACAUGUUACUUGGUUUAUAAGAAAAAUUAUUUUUGAAUGAUUUUUAUAACUAAUGUAAGCUGAUACAAAUAAGAUAUAUUUUACAUACAUACAAUAAUGAUAUAUUAAAAACUAUUUUUAUAAAGCAUGUAUAAGUUCAAUAUGAAACAAACUGUGUAAAUUACAAAAACCAAAACACUUCA